GUCACUGUGUUGGUUUAAGAAAUACCUGUAACCUAAAAUGUCCUACUGCAGGCGAAGGCCUAGUGUUAUUUCUAUGGUCUGUUGUGUUCCAGCAGAUCGGUGGAAAGCGCCUGCCUGUAGAAUAGAUGAGUGCAGAGUGCGAGUGUUUGUAGGACACCAGUGUACAGUACAUUCUUGCGGCGUGUUAGCAACAGGAUACACACGAUGGAGUCAGGUGCCUUCCGCUUUCAUUUUGCACCGAUUACCCCCCCACUUUAGAUUUGUAGCCACACCUGUAGCCGCCUCCUUUGGAAUCGGGGACAAAAUCCGACAGAAAGCGCCAGACAAUGUUAUCCUGGAGAAGUAUUUCUGCUCCUGCUCCAGAAAUCCAACACAAUUAGAUAUUGAUGGGCUGUCCAAAAAAUGCAUCUGGACAAGGAGGCAGGUGGAGAGGUGGUUUCGAAAACGACGAAACCAAGACCGACCCGGACUGCUGAAAAAGUUCAGAGAGGCCAGCUGGAGAUUUGUCUUCUAUCUUUUGGCUUUCAUUGGAGGUCUGAUAGCCCUUUACGAUAAACCUUGGUUUUACAGCACCCGGGAAGUCUGGGUCGGUUUUCCAAAACAGACCAUGCUGGAAUCUCAGUACUGGUAUUACAUCUUGGAGAUGAGCUUUUACGUCUCGCUGCUGUUCAGCAUCACGUUCGAUGUGAAGCGAAAGGACUUUAAAGAGCAAAUUAUUCAUCAUUUGGCAACACUCACUCUUCUGGCCUUUUCCUGGUGCGUGAACUAUAUUCGUAUAGGAUCCCUGGUUAUGAUCACUCAUGACGCCUCAGAUGUUUUACUAGAGUCUGCAAAGUUGUUCAACUACGCCAAAUGGGAGACAACGUGCAAUUCCAUAUUUGUGGUAUUUGCCAUCGUGUUCAUGGUGACGCGCCUCAUCAUCUUCCCGUUUUGGCUCAUCCACUGUACAUGGGUGUACCCAGUCGAGAUGUACCCGGCUUUCUUCGGGUAUUACUUCUUCAAUGCGAUGCUGGUGGUCCUUCUGCUCCUACACAUAUUCUGGGCGUACUUGAUCCUCCGCAUGGUGAGGAAGUUCCUCUUCGGCAAUCUGACGGGUGAUGAGAGGAGCGAUGAGGAGGAGGAGGAUGAGGAAGGAGCAAGCAAUGCGACCGAGGAGGAGGAAGAGGCACGGCAGAAAGUGAGCAACGGUGCGGGAACACGAGCCCUGAAUGGCACUCGCUCGCUCCAAGCCACGGCGCCCGCCUACUGAGGACUGGUUGUGCAAGCGAGACGAGGUGAUUCACAGGAGAGUGCGCUGAACAGUGCCUUUUACCAAGUGGAAGUAUUGACAAUGAAAAAGCAGGCUUCUGUAAAGAAAUGCAGGCAGGACCCUGCUCAGGAACUGCUUUCCUCAUUAGAGCAUCCAUGUUCAGUAAAGCGAAAGCAUGCGUUCAUGCAGUGCCCAACGUCAUACCAGUGUCACAUAGCUCAUGUCAGCCUUAAUGAUGAUGACAUAGAGUUAAGUGGAAGAACACUAACCUGGAGGUACCUGCUAACAUCCCAUCAUUUUUCAGUUUUAAAAAAAAAAAUGAUCUCAUCUCUUGGGUCAUACCACCUCAAUUCAUGUAUCAAGGUUUGUCGUGUUAUCUGCUGCCUUGCUUGACUCGUGCUGGCAAGAGGAGGAUAUGUUCUCGGGCAAGGUUAAUAUAAUUUUGAAACUGGUUUCUCCAGCUGCUUUGGGGAAAAAACCCAUGAAACCUCUGAAAGAGCGGUAAGAGCAGCCCCCCUGGAGUAAUCCUCGCUCAGGUUACAAGUCAUCACAUGGCGUGUGCUUAGCGCUCGCUCCGGGAUGUGUCGAGAGCAUGUUCUGUUAUGUGUAUUACCGGUUUUAUGGAAUGAGUCUCUGCAGCUUACGCUUUAAGCAUGACCUUGCGAUACGUGGCCAUGCGUUGAUGGAGAUCUGGGGGAGAUCGCUGCAGCUCCCCCUCCCUUCGUUCACAAACACUUUCAGCGACGGCCUCAACGCUGCGGGCUGCAUCCCGCUUUUAAACAAGUCAGAUUGACUUUUUGAAAGGACCGUAUGAUUUGGGCACUCAUGCUUGACUGUGAACUAUAGCAAACUGUGUAUCUACAAAACCCUACAAGACAAAAACAGUAUGACUGCAUUUACAUCAGUAUUGUAAACCAAUUGCAUAUGCAGAAUUCUUUAUUGUAGAAUAUAUGCGAAGCGUAUUUGUAAUACGAACCUUUUUGAAGUGUAAUGAACUCAUUAGAAUGAAUGAGUUUAAUGAAGUUCGUGUCAAAAGAACCACAGGAACUGCAGUGUAUGUUUUAAUUAAUUAGGAGAACAUUGUAUUUUACUAGUACUUUGUUAGUGUUUUACCUCUAUCUGGGAAAUGUGUCAGUACUGGCUUCAGUCCAGAUGCUAUAAUGAAACCAUUUACAGUUUUCUUCUGUACAGCAGGAUUGUGUGUUCACUUUCAGAAAAAUAAACAGCGCAGAAUAUGGCAGAAAACAGACCGUACCCAGUUCCCCUGUCAGUGUGUGAGCUGUUCUGUUUCUAAUUUCUCCCCAAGAACAUGGUUCUCUUCCCUGCCUUUUAGAACUGCCCUGAAGACAUCUUCGAUCCUUAAAGAAUGUAUCAGGUUAAUAGUUGACAGAACCAAAAAUGUCAUGUAUGGGUUCAGCUGUUGAGUUUCAUUUCAUCGCACUGUAUAAUUCAAGAAUAAAACAGAAGUAUGUCAGACUG
Molecule: messenger RNA, 2728 nt
Organism: Scleropages formosus (Asian bonytongue)
Lineage: Eukaryota; Metazoa; Chordata; Actinopteri; Osteoglossiformes; Osteoglossidae
Gene: cers3a
Product: ceramide synthase 3a
Exons: 9
Coding region: 38-1249 (403 amino acids)
Biological process (GO): ceramide biosynthetic process
Cellular component (GO): membrane
Molecular function (GO): sphingosine N-acyltransferase activity; DNA binding
Source: RefSeq, a predicted model, not a curated record